CGAAAAACAAAAACAAAAAGAAGAAUCUCAGUGCAAUUAUUGUAAUCCUUAUUCCUUAACAGAGAAGUAGCACGGAUUUGAGAGGGGAGGGGGAAUCAACUUCAAGCUAGCCCCUCUUCCUCUUCCUCGUCUUCUGCCCUAUGAUUCCCAUUCUCCUUUCCCUAACGUUUGAUGCGACGAUUGCAUGCCCGUAAUCGGGUCAAUUCCAAACCCAACAACGACAACACCAUGGAUCCCCUCAAGCUCACUGGAUCGACCAACCUUUUUUCCAAAACCUCCAAGAACAACUCCAAAUUCCGAAUAAUUGCGUUGAUCGCCGCCGCGAUCGCUUUAUUCUCAUGUUACUACUAUCCAUUACAUGUCAAAAUCUCUUACCAUUCCAAAAAGUACGGUAUUAUCAUUGAUGGAGGUAGCACCGGUACCCGGAUUCACGUGUUCGGGUACCGAAUGGAGAAAGGGAAGGCGGUAUUCGACUUCGAUUUGGGGACCAUGAAGGUGAAUCCGGGUUUAUCGGCUUACGCGGAGGAUCCGGAUGGUGCCGGGGCUUCUUUGAAAGAGAUUGUGGAGUUUGGGAAGGGGAAGGUUCCUGGGGAGCUUUGGGAGGAGACAGAGAUAAGGCUGAUGGCCACAGCUGGGCUGCGAUUGUUGGAGAGUACCGUGCAAGAUAGGAUUUUGGAGUCUAGUAGACGGGUACUUAGGGCGUCCGGAUUCAAGUUCAGGGACGAUUGGGCAACUGUGAUCACCGGCUCUGACGAGGGUAUGUAUGCUUGGGUGAUUGCAAACUACGCAAUGGGUACUCUUGGAGGUGAUCCUCUUCAAACAACUGGAAUUAUUGAACUUGGUGGGGCUUCUGCACAGGUAACUUUUGUGUCAAGUGAACCAAUUCCCUCUGAGUUCUUACGCACUGUUAAGUUUGGGAAUUACGCUUACAAUGUCUACAGCCAUAGCCUUCUUCAUUUUGGUCAGAAUGUUGCAUUUGAAUCAUUGAGGGAAUCACUUGUUUUGAGAGAUUUUGAUUCAGCUGUUGAACCUUCAAGGACUGGAGAAAUAUCACUUGAUCCUUGUACUCCAAAAGGGUACUCUCAUAAUGUGGAAUCAUUGAUAUUCUCUCCAAAUUCUUUGGCUGGAAGGAAGACAUUGCCUUCUCUACAAUCUAGUGGUAAUUUCACGGAGUGUAGAUCUGCUGCGUUAAUGUUAUUACAGAAAGAUAAAGAAAAAUGCUCCUACCAGCAGUGCCACAUAGGAUCAACUUUCAUACCCAAGCUUAGGGGAAAGUUUUUGGCCACUGAAAAUUUCUUCUAUACAUCAAAGUUUUUUGGGUUAGGCUCAGGUACAUGUAUUUCUGAUUUAUUGAUGGCUGGACAACAAUUCUGUGGAGAGGAUUGGUCAAAAUUGAAGAAGAAACAUCAUUCACUGAAUGAGGAAGAUUUGGUGCGCUAUUGUUUCUCAUCAGCUUAUACUGUUGCCAUGCUUCAUGACAGCCUUGGAAUUGCUUUGGAUGAUGAACGUGUUGGUUUUGCUAAUCAGGUGGGGAAUAUCCCGCUUGAUUGGGCAUUGGGAGCUUUCAUUUUGCAGACCACAGCUGUCUUGGACGUAGAGCAGCCGGAUUGGAUUACAACCAUUACAAUGGAGGAAACCCCAAUUGAAGACGGUCUAUGAUCUAGAGAAAGGGCGCUAUAUAGUUACUCGCAUGAAUAGAUGUUGAUAGCAUCGUUUGGAUGGUGUCAUCCUUAAAUUCACAUGUGAGGAGGCUGGAAAUCAUCGAAUAUUUAUACGUUGUUCAUCAUCGGAUUGUUGGCUCAUGUCACCCUCACAACUCACAUUGUGUUUGUGAGAAAUCUGAGAUUGUAUAUUAUCCAAGUUUCAAUCUGAUUGUAGUGUAUAACCUUUUGGGAAGCUGAAUUUGAAGACUAGCUUCCCUUUUAUUUUUUGUAUUUAGCAAAGACUUGGAACUUCAGUUUGAUACCAUACACUCUCUCUGUUGUGAUUAUCCCAUUACUUUUUCAGGGACU
Tripterygium wilfordii is the source of this 2012-nucleotide messenger RNA. RefSeq names its product probable apyrase 6. NCBI's taxonomy places the organism in Eukaryota, Viridiplantae, Streptophyta, Magnoliopsida, Celastrales, Celastraceae. Gene Ontology annotation, cellular component: membrane. Gene Ontology annotation, biological process: nucleoside diphosphate catabolic process. The record is from RefSeq and is a predicted model, not a curated record. The transcript is spliced from 2 exons. Bases 172 to 1659 code for a protein of 495 amino acids. Gene Ontology annotation, molecular function: nucleoside diphosphate phosphatase activity.